AUGACUACCGACGACGUACUUAACGAGAAAGAGCAAAAUACUGCGGGUGUUGACGCUCUUGUUACAAGGACACCCAAUGACCCCGAACAGAGGACACUCGCCGAGGAACCGCGGCCCGAGAAAGUGGAAGCUGUCGACAUUGAGCAGCGAGCGAAUGACAAUCCUGGUGCACGUUGGCGAGCGGGCGAAGUGCAUGAGAUUCCUCACAAUAACAUGAAGCUCGUUUUUCCUGGUCUCAUGUUGGCAGUGUUCCUCGCCGCAUUAGACCAGACUAUUGCAGCUGUUGCAUUACCUACAAUUGUGCGAGAUAUUGGUGGCCAGUCUGGGUAUAGCUGGGUCGGUAGUGCAUACUUGCUGAUGUCAGCAUGUUUGAGCCCUCUAUACGGGAGACUUUCGGAUAUUAUAGGGCGAAAACCAAUUUUGUUCUUUUCUAUUGGCACUUUCCUAGUAGGGUCGGCGCUCUGCGGUGCCGCCCAGAACUUUAUCUGGCUUGCACUCUGCCGUGGCGUACAAGGUAUUGGUGGCGGUGGUAUUAUGCAAAUGGCCAUGAUUAUCAUUUCCGACAUCACUACCCUUGAAGAACGCGGUAAAUACGGUGGAUUGAUAGGAGCCACCUGGGGAAUUGCGAGCGUCAUUGGUCCGCUGGUAGGAGGUGCCUUCGCUGAUCACGUCAGUUGGCGCUGGUGUUUCUUUAUCAACCUUCCCACGGGUGGCAUUGCAGCUUUACUUCUGCUGUUCUUCUUACACCUCAAUCCGACAAAAAGGCGUUCCGUUCGUGAUGUUGCGGCAACAUUUGAUUUCCUGGGCCUCUUCCUGCUCAUUGGUGGAGUCGUUCUUGUCCUUAUUGGCUUCCAGAGCGCACAAACUGCAGCUAAGAAAUGGCAAGCUCCGGGGACGAUUUCUACUCUGGUACUGGGUGGCGUUUUAAUUAUUGCUGCCAGCGUGAAUGAAGUUUUCACGUCUCGCGAGCCAAUCAUCCCGCCCCGACUUUUCCAGACUCGAACGACGGCAGGAAUUCUCAUUUCUGUAUUCCUCCAUUCGAUGACGUUCUUCGCCGCAAGCUACUAUGUACCCUUAUACUUCCAAAUCCUUGGGUCAGGUGCAACAAUGGCAGGCGUCCGCCAGUUACCACUUUCGCUGGGCUCUUCAUUAAUGGCGAUUAUUAGCGGAAUAAUUGUUGCGAAGACUGGACGGUAUCGUCCCGUUAUGUGGGCAGGAUGGACCGUGAUGACUCUUGGGUUCGGUCUGUUGAUUAUGCUUGAGGAGAACACAAGCACUGCAAAGCAGGAGAUAUGGUUGCUCGUCACAGGCCUUGGAGUCGGAUGCCUUUUCCAACCUCCCCUCAUCGGCCUGCAAGCUGCUAUGCCUCUCAAGGAUAUGGCUACGAGCACUGCUGUUUUCGUUCUUUUACGUACGCUUGGAGGUACUGUGGGUAUCUCUGUGGGCGACACAAUCUUCCAGUCAGAACUGCCUGAUCGCCUAGCGAAGAUCCCCGGGUAUAACGCCGCCUCUAUGAGUGCAUCAGGAUUCCUGGAUUACACCUCGAUUUCACAUAUCCAACCGGACUCGUUGCGCCAGCAGGUCACCCAUGCCUUUACGCGAAGUCUAGCCACAAUAUAUAUCGCCUUCACGCCCAUUGCUUUCGUCGGUCUGCUCUGUGUAUUGGUACUUCGUGAGUACACCCUGGUACGGACCGUUGAACGCGGUCAGAAGCAAGGAAAAGAACGCGACUCCAUUGUGGCUUCGGAACGUCCGAGUGUUGCGAUUGAAAAAUCUGCCAAUGCUGUGACACCAGCCGCGGCAUGAUUUUAUUUCUGAUGAUUUGACGUUGAUCUAUUACGCAUAGAUAGUAUCUUUCACGCUUUGUUACUGGUUUCUCUGUUUCUUGUUCUACCACUGCUCUCGUAUUUUAUAUCCCUCAUGGCAUACAUGUAUAGACGUUAAUGCAAAAUG
Molecule: messenger RNA, 1953 nt
Organism: Fomitiporia mediterranea MF3/22
Lineage: Eukaryota; Fungi; Basidiomycota; Agaricomycetes; Hymenochaetales; Hymenochaetaceae
Product: MFS general substrate transporter
Exons: 10
Coding region: 1-1806 (601 amino acids)
Biological process (GO): transmembrane transport
Molecular function (GO): transmembrane transporter activity
Source: RefSeq, a predicted model, not a curated record